Xylona heveae TC161 is the source of this 1250-nucleotide messenger RNA. RefSeq lists its product as hypothetical. The record is from RefSeq and is a predicted model, not a curated record. Bases 113 to 907 code for a protein of 264 amino acids. The transcript has 5 exons. Gene Ontology annotation, biological process: protein quality control for misfolded or incompletely synthesized proteins. NCBI's taxonomy places the organism in Eukaryota, Fungi, Ascomycota, Xylonomycetes, Xylonales, Xylonaceae. Gene Ontology annotation, cellular component: endopeptidase Clp complex. Gene Ontology annotation, molecular function: serine-type endopeptidase activity; ATPase binding; ATP-dependent peptidase activity.
CACCGCCAGGAACCCGCAGCACAAGCCAUCCACACAUUAACUAUUGCAACUUCUCAUUCAAAUCUUCUUCUUCUUCUUCCUCCGCUAGUCUUAGGAAGGGUUCCAUAAUAAUAUGAAGACACUAUCUCUCGCACCUCUCUGCGGGUCCGCCGUGACCAAUGCUUCGCGAUUAGGUCUUCGAUCAUCCUCUCCAUCUCUAGCUACACGAUGUUUCUCGAGUUCCACUACACGAUCCUACGACGCCGGCAGAAAUCCGUCAUGGCCGCCCCCGCCGCCGCCCGCUUCACGAGUAUACCCGCGAGGUUGGACACCGACACCAUUUGUGACUGAGACAGUGGGAGGUGGCUGGCACACAUACGACAUUUUCUCCAGAUUACUCAAGGAACGAAUAGUAUCUCUCAACGGCCCUGUCGACGAGACUCUUUCAGCAUCCAUAGUCGCCCAACUACUCUUUCUCGAGGCAGAUAACCCCGAGAAACCCAUCCACUUAUACAUUAACACUCCCGGGGGCUCAGUCACAGCAGGUCUCGCCAUAUACGACACCAUGUCAUACAUAUCCUCGCCCGUGUCAACAAUCUGCGUCGGCCAAGCCGCAUCCAUGGGCUCACUCCUGCUCUGCGGCGGUACACCAGGCAAACGAUUCUGCCUGCCACACAGCAGCAUCAUGGUGCACCAGCCAUCUGGCGGAUACUUUGGACAGGCAUCAGACAUUGCCAUUCACGCCAAGGAAAUCCUGCGGGUCCGGAACCAGUUGAAUAAGAUUUAUCAGAGACACUUGACCAAGCCGCAUACCCUGGACGAGAUUGAAAAAUUGAUGGAGCGAGAUUUCUUCAUGGGCGCGGACGAGGCGCUCGAAUUGGGCAUUGUUGAUAAGAUUUUGAAAAGGAGGGGCGAAGAGAAUGAGUGAUUGAUUCUCUCUUUUACUCAUCCCCUGUCCUUUUCUUUCUUUCUCAACCUCUUACCUUUGCCUCCAUUUCUGCCCUUCGGCAUUCUUAUUCUUCUUCCUCAAGUCCUACGGAUCUCUCUCGUCGUUUCUUAUCCUUAUACACCUUUGACUUUCUUUCUUUUCUGUCACAUCUCAUGUCAUCAUAUCUCACGCAUCACAUCUCACCUCAUUCCUGUUGGUAUUAGACCGAUACCUACAUGUAUACCUAGAAACGAACGACAUCACGCCUCUACUCUGUGUAUUUCAGUCCAAUGUGACAAAAUCUUCACUAUAUAGUCAUACCAUUCUACUCAAGAAACAAUUG